Daldinia vernicosa is the source of this 3408-nucleotide messenger RNA. Its product is annotated as phosphoribosyl transferase domain protein. Gene Ontology annotation, cellular component: cytoplasm. Gene Ontology annotation, biological process: cholesterol biosynthetic process. Gene Ontology annotation, molecular function: phosphomevalonate kinase activity; FAD binding. NCBI's taxonomy places the organism in Eukaryota, Fungi, Ascomycota, Sordariomycetes, Xylariales, Hypoxylaceae. The transcript is spliced from 2 exons. The record is from RefSeq and is a predicted model, not a curated record. Bases 1 to 3408 code for a protein of 1135 amino acids.
AUGGCUACUAUCCACACCCUUAAAGGGGCCCUUAGACAGAGAGCGGCAGAAAUGGCUUCAUGUCCGACACAGCCGUUAUCUGAUGCGCAGUACGGUGCUGGCUUCGAUAUUAUAAUACAAGGCUUGGGGUGGACGAUAUACCGAGACUUUAUUAUUCCUCAAUUGUCUCAGCUACUAACACCACUCUUUAACUCGCGUGCUAACAUUUCAGUCUUAGAAAUCGGGCCCGGGCCGAAGAGUAUACUUGGAUAUUUACCUAGCCUUAUGAGGCAGAAGGUAAAAAAAUACGAUGCUUUUGAGCCUAACAACUUGUUCGCCGCCAGAUUGGAAGAAUGGUUUAAUUCUCCCGCGAAGACAGACUCCCCGUUGCCAAACCUCGGAGGCUUGCCUAAUAUCCAUAAAGUCCCAUUCGUUCUAGAUGAUCGCAUUGGGCGGCUUGCCAGAACGGAUGCGGACGAUGAUAACAAAUACGACGUCGUGCUUUUUUGUCAUAGCAUGUACGGCAUGAAGCCUCACCAUAAGUUCAUUGAACAGGGGCUGAGAUUGCUAGAUAAGCAGCAAGAAGGAGCAAUGGUAGUAGUUUUCCACCAUGACGAGACCCUCGACCUCGCUGGCUUGGUAUGCCAUCGGACGGCUUCUUACCCCGCUGGGGUCAUCAGCGUGGCCGACGAUGACGAAACAGUAGACCUUUUCGCUGCUUUCGUCGUGGGGUAUGUUAUUCAAGAUGUGGAUACGGCUGUCAAAGCCGAGUGGCGUAAGGUGUGUCGUAUGUUAGGUCGUCGCGACGAAGCCCACGCAGGAUAUCUCUUGUUCAGCUCGCCCGACGUUAUGGUGGCCUUCAACCGACAUGGGACAUCUUUAGCAGAAUUGACAGCGCAUGUGCCAUUAGUGAAGGGGGAUAGGAUAGUUAAGAACCGAGAGGCUAACUUCCACCGUCCCGCUUCAAUUAUGCGGCCGACAGAGAUCCGACACGUUCAACACUGCGUUCAAUGGGCGUUGAAGCACACAGUAGGCCUGACCGUUCUUAGCGGGGGUCAUAGUGGCCACUGUCUCCAGUUUGGUGUAGUCUCGGUGGACAUGACUGCCUUUAACAAAAUUCACAUUCACACGACUGGGGAGACUAAGGAGGGCGAGGAAUCUGGUUUAAGUUCUUUCGUCGUCGCCGAAGCGGGCUGUAAGACGGGGGAUAUUAUCAAUAAGACCAUGGAGGCGGGCUUAACAGUGCCCUUAGGGGCCCGCCCAAGCGUAGGCGCCGGGCUGUGGUUACAAGGCGGCAUCGGGCACCUAGCUAGGUUACAUGGGCUCGCGUGUGACGCUAUCAUCGGUGCCGUAGUGGUCAGCGUCGAUUCCGGCCAAGUACUCUACGUUGGCCAUGUGCCAAGCCAAUACCGGCCAGCCGACGCCGUACGCCCGCAAAACGAGGCCGAUUUGCUAUGGGCAAUAAAAGGCGCGGGCACCAACUUCGGCAUCGUGAUCAGCGUGAUCUUCAGGGCCCACGCAGCUCCAACCUAUUGGACUAGAAACUGGGUUUUCCCCCUGAAAGAUAAUAUUGAGGCGCGACGAAAACUUAGCAAUUUUGAUAAGCUCGUCGCUAGAGAUCUUCCUCGGAACUUUUCGGCUGACGCAUAUCUGUACUGGGAUGCUAACCAACUGCAUCUUGGUGUAACUAUGUUCGAAUCUUCGACUACUAUGUCGAUUAGGGAAAUACUAGGACCGGAGGAUAAUUUGAAGAAAGUAGACGGCGUUGGUUUAUUCGAGACGGAGAUGUAUAUGUCCGGGAUGCAUGGUGGGCACGGCGGCGGCAAGACCUCCUCGUUCAAGCGAUGCUUAUUCUUAAAUGAUAUCGGGGAAGCGAACAUUUUUGACAUCUUGGUAAUGGCUAUUGAAACUCGUCCAUCCCCACUUUGCUAUCUCCAUCUGCUACAUGGUGGUAAAGCUGUGAGCGACAUUAAGAGCGAUGCCACCGCUUUCGGCUGCCGAGACUGGGACUUUGCCUGUGUGAUAACUGGAGUCUGGCCGCGUGAUAAAGAUGGGACGGAAACAGCCCGCGCUGCCGUGCGGUGGGUUUACAACGUCGCCAACAACCUGUUGCCUUUGAGUAGUGGAGCUUACGGUGCUGACCUCGGACCGGACCCCCGGGACGCCGCCCUUGCUACAAAGGCGUUUGGACCGAACCGGUCGCGCCUAGCCCACCUGAAGCGAAAAUUAGAUCCGUAUAAUAUACUAGCUUACGCCUGUCCGCUGCGGAAAGCACCGAGGGAACCUCGACUUAUCAUCCUUGUAACAGGCGAAAGCUGUGCUGGCAAAGACUAUUGCGCUGACAUCUGGGUCUCCGAACUCAACGACAAAGGCUUAGCAGCAUGUGCAGUCAGUAUCAGCGAUGCGACCAAGCGAGAAUACGCCGCGGCGAGUGGCGCUGACCUAAACCGCCUACUUCUAGAUCGUGCUUACAAGGAGCAGCACAGGCCAGCAUUGACAGCGUUUUGGAAAGACCAGGCACGGCGACGGCCUCGGCUACCAGGGGAACAUUUUUUAAACGUAGUACACGGCGCUGAAGAAAUUGAUGUACUGCUAAUCACUGGGAUGAGGGAUGAAGCGCCUGUUGCGACCUUGUCAUAUUUGGUGCCACACAGCAGGUUACUCGAGGUUCGUGUCCAAGCCAGCGAAGAGAUGCGGCGGGCUCGCGGAGGGAGUCAAGGCGCUGGACCUGGUGGUGGUGAAAAGACUAGCAAUUACCGUCCUAACUUCAUCUUCAACAAUAACAUGGCUGGAGAUGAGAUAAUCAAAAAUUUUGUAGAACGGACCCUGCUUCCGUUUUUUCAUGAAGACCUACAGCGUCUAGCCAAUAUGGUGCGCCCGGUACCUGACUUUCCACGCCGAGGUAUCAAGUUCCGUCAUGUGCUAGAUAUCUCGCAGCAGCCCGGUGGCCUGACCUUAUGCACAUCUCUGCUUCAAACUCACUUCACUGGCGAUUGGGCUAAUGUUUCUGCGAUGGUGAGUUGCGAGGCUGGCGGCUUUAUCUUCGCGUCGGCGUUGGCUACGCAGGUCGACGUACCCUUGGCGCUAAUCCGCGAAGCCGGGAAGCUUCCCCCGCCUACCAUUUCCAUUGCCAAGUCCACAUCGCAUAUUUCGUCUUCAACAUCCAACAAUACGGGCGAGAAGAGGAUCGAAAUGGAGCGGGACGCGAUCCCCAGGGGCGUGUCAGUAGUAGUAAUAGACGACGUACUUGCCACGGGGGAAACGCUUUGCGGGACAUUACAGUUAUUGAACGAAGCUGGUAUUAAAGCCGAGAAUAUCAGCAUCAUGGUUGUGGCCGAGUUCCCUGCUCAUCGUGGCCGGGAAGUGUUACGCCAGCGUGGGUUUGGAACAGUCAAUAUUCAAAGUCUUCUAGUUUAUGAUGGUGCGUAA